AUGGAAUCUCAAAUCGACAAAUCUUUAUUGAAAGUUUUAAAUGCCAAGGCAUCUGGAACAGUAGCAAUUUUCGAUAAAGGAGAUUACUUCUCCGUGUAUAGAGAAGACGCCACUUUUUUAGCUAAUGAAGUCUUCCGUAGUGAUGUGCUGCUUAAAUCUGUUUGUUUAUCAGGCGAUGACCGCAUUCCUUAUCUUACAAUGAACAACGGUCAAUAUAAGAAAGUAGUAAGAGAACUCCUCCUUCUUCUCAGAUAUAGAGUUGAGCUCUAUGCAGCUGAAAACAAUGAAUGGUCAAUCAUAGCUAAAGGAACCGUGGGAAAUAUCGGAGAUUUCGAAGAAAUUUUGGGAGAAACUGCUGGAGCUUCCACCAUCAUGGCUGUGAAGCUUCUGGGAGGAGAAUCUAAUCACGUAAUGUUGGCUGCUUGGGACAUAGCUGAAUUGCGCCUCCUAACAACAGAAUUCAAUGAUACCCCUCACUUCUCUCAAGUUGAGAUGGCUAUCGUGGCUAUGAGCCCACGCGAGUGUAUAACUUUCCCAUCUGAAAACUCUCAACAGAAGAAAGCUUUAUCGAGUCUUCUUCGAAGGGUUCAUGUUAUGGAAACAUCAUGGAAAGAGAAACAAGCCUCAUCUUAUGAAGACAUUGCUAAUCUAUUGCACGCCGAUCACAAGAAUCUUGGAGCUGAAAUGUCUGAGAAUCUGAAGUCUGUUCUCUGCUCUCUAUACGAUUACUUGAAUAUGAGCUCGCAGACCGGAUACGCCGGAAAAUUCCGUCUGUCUGAUUUCCGAACAUCAGGAUAUAUGCACAUCGAUUCUGCUGCAGUGCAUGCAUUAGAGCUUUUUGAUUUGAACUACUUCCAAGACAAUAGUAUCACAUUAUAUGGAGUGUUAAACAAGUGUAAAACGUCUGCUGGUCAGAGAUUAUUGAGAGAUUGGAUCGCUCGUCCUCUGUGUGAUCUUCGUCUGAUUCAAGAAAGACAAGACGUAGUCACAGCUCUUAUAAACAAUUAUGAAUCGAGAAUGAAUCUUCGAGAUGGUCUUUUACCACGCAUCCCAGAUUUGUCUCAACUCUCUAGAAAAUUACUUCAAAACAAAGCGAAACUUCAAGACUGUUAUCGUCUUUACCAAUGCGUUCUCGUUCUUUACCGCUUUGAGAAAACAGUCCGUGACGUUUUUGACAGUGAAACAGAAACUGCGAAUGCUGUAAAAGAACUUUUGCUGGAACCUCUUUGUGCUUCGAUUGCGCAGUUUGAGAAGUUCAUUCAAUUGAUUCAAAGUACUAUUGAUUCUGAUUACUAUGAGAAGAAUGGCGCAUUCCGUAUUAAACCUGAGAUUGAUCCUCAACUUCUUCAAAUUUCCGAAGAUAUGGAGAAGGUUGAAGCUCAAUGUGAAAAAGCUCGUAGAAAAGUUCAUAGUGAUCUGUCUGAUGUUGAUAAUAUCAAGUUAGAGCAUACUACCAUGUAUGGUUUCGUUUAUCGUUGCGUCUUCAAAGAGGAGAGGAAGAUUCGUAGUUCUCACCACGUAACAGUUUUAGACAUCAAUAAAGGAAAUGGAGUGAGAUUCACUAAUGCUGCUCUUAAAACAUUAAACGAAAAUUACAAAGAGUUGAACAAUGUGUAUCAGUCCGCACAAGAAGAGCUAGAACAGAAGGUUAUAGAGACCUGCUCGGGUUACGCUACUUCUCUCCAAGAAUUGAGUUCUGUCCUGGCUGUGAUCGAUGUGUUGGCUUCAUUAGCUAGCGUAUCGGCCGAUUCUGCGAAUGGAUAUUGUAAACCUGAGUUACACCCCUUAGGAAGUGGAAUGCUUGAAUUAGAGAAAUGCCGUCAUCCCGUCUUAGAAACUGUUCUGAGUUCUCAAUUCAUUCCCAACGAUGUCAGCUUCGACAACUACCGUCUCGUUAUUUUGACCGGAGCAAAUAUGGGAGGAAAGAGUACUUAUUUGAGGGCUACUGCUCUUUCAGUUCUUAUGGCUCAAAUUGGAUGUUAUGUACCCUGUUCAAGUGCAAAGAUAUCUAUUGUUGAUGGAAUCUACACUAGAGUAGGAGCAUCUGAUCAGCAAACAAGGGGAAUAUCAACUUUUAUGGCUGAAAUGAUUGAUUGUGUAUCCAUUCUUGAGACCGCAACUUCUAACUCUCUCGUAAUUGUUGAUGAACUUGGCAGAGGAACAUCGACUUUCGAUGGUUUUGGUCUUGCUUAUGCGAUUGCGAAUGAUCUUCUUAAACGGGUGAAAUGCUUCUGUCUGUUCGCCACUCAUUUUCACGAAAUGGCAGAGUUGGGACAAGGAGAAGGUGCUAAAGCUAUGCAAAUGGUUGUUUGUGUAGAGGAUGGGAAACUGUCGCUCCUCUACGAAAUCAGACCAGGAGUUGCUAAAAGCUCGUUUGGUAUCCAUGUUGCCAAAAUGGUUGGCUUCAGCGAUAAUGUUGUAGAGCUUGCGGAGUCUUCUCUGAAAAUAAUGGAACACGAUGGUAGCAAUUUGACAGUUGCAAAAUUGCAGGAAUUGAAUGGUGAAGAGCUCAAGAACUUAGUUUUGAGCUGUUAA
Auanema sp. JU1783 is the source of this 2535-nucleotide messenger RNA. NCBI's taxonomy places the organism in Eukaryota, Metazoa, Nematoda, Chromadorea, Rhabditida, Rhabditidae. The record is from the annotation of a GenBank genome assembly.